Molecule: messenger RNA, 336 nt
Organism: Meloidogyne enterolobii
Lineage: Eukaryota; Metazoa; Nematoda; Chromadorea; Rhabditida; Meloidogynidae
Source: the annotation of a GenBank genome assembly
AUGAAAAUGUUUAAGAAAAUGAAUGAUUUGGAGAGAGAAGUAUUGAAAGGUUUGAGACAUUCCAUAUCAAUAAACAUAAUAAAAACAGAAGAAAAUGAUAUUGAGGAUGGUCAAAUGAAUGUAUUUAAUGAAGGUUUUGAAGAAAGAUAUCAUGAUGAAAUAGAAUUUGUAGCUUUAAUAUACCCAAUUUUGAAUGAUGGAAUUUAUGAAUUUUAUUUGGAUGAGGAAGGAAUAACAAGAGAAAAAGUGAAGUUUAAUACUGAUUCGAAUAACGAAAUAAUCAACAUUGGGAACAAAAAUAAGGAAAAUCCUAGCAAAAAACGAAAACUUUUUUAA